Messenger RNA from Solenopsis invicta (red fire ant), 3921 nucleotides. RefSeq lists its product as uncharacterized. NCBI's taxonomy places the organism in Eukaryota, Metazoa, Arthropoda, Insecta, Hymenoptera, Formicidae. The record is from RefSeq and is a predicted model, not a curated record. The transcript has a single exon. Gene Ontology annotation, biological process: proteolysis. Gene Ontology annotation, molecular function: aspartic-type endopeptidase activity. Bases 1 to 3921 code for a protein of 1306 amino acids.
AUGUCAGAGUUAAGGACGUUGAAACAAAAACGUGCCAGAGCCAAAGGAAAUAUAACAAGGAUGAGAGAUAGAGUGCAGAGCGAAGAAGGAAUAUCUAAAUACGAAGCGGAAGCUCGACAGCUCAAACUAGAAGAAUUAUGGAAGCAAUUUGAGGACCUUCAAUUGGAGAUCGAGAUGAAAAUGCAGCCGUCAGAAGACAGAACGCAAGAGCAAAUAGACUUGAUAAACUACGCAGAAAGGGAAAUUGUUGAAACUGUAUACUAUGAAACAGCAGCGAAAAUUCGUGAAAUUGUGGAGAUGGCUCAAAAUCGGAACGAACAAGAACGACAGGUACCUGUAGUAGUAGCGGCUGAGCCUCGAGCAGAAGAACACAAUGUGAAAUUGCCAAUACUCAAGAUACCGGAAUUCAGAGGAGACUAUGACCAGUGGUUAACGUUCAAAGGCUUAUUCAAAUCUAUGUUUCACGAGAACAGAAAGUUAACAAGCGUACAGAAAUUUCAAUAUUUGAAAAGCUCAUUGCAGGGCGAAGCCUUACAGAUUAUUGGCGGAUUUGAGAUCUCGUCAGAAAAUUAUGAACCAGCGUGGGAAUUAUUAACUAGCACGUAUGACAAUAAGAGAUUGUUGAUAAAUACGCAUAUGAAUAGAUUAUUAACUUUUCCAACGGUAGAGAAAGGCAAGUAUGCUACUAUUAAGCAAAUAAUAAUUCAUGUUCGAACGCAUAUAAAAGCCCUCAACGUGUUAGAAUUACCUGUCGAGCAUUGGGAUGAAUUGUUGAUUCAUUUGAUAAAGGAUAAACUAGAUUAUGUAACGCAGAAAAACUGGGAAGAGGAGACAAGGCGAAGAGCAGAAGAAAAUAGGCCUACGUUAGAGGACUUUCUUCGAUUUUUAUCUGAAUAUGCACGAACAAUGGAGUUAAUCGAUAAUGGCAGAUCCAAAUCGGAAACAGCUAAGCAGCUUACCUCGAACGCGAGAAUGAUCAAGAUGGAAAAGAGAGUGAACGUGGCCACAACGUCAAGGGAAACAUGUGACAAUUGUAGUGGUCCACGUCGCUUAUUUAAAUGUGAAGAAUUUCUGAAGUUAUCGAUACCGAUGAGAGCCGACAAAGCACGACAAUUAAGAUUAUGCUUAAAUUGCUUUGGUAAAAAGCAUUUUUCAAAAGAAUGUUAUUCAGGAGCAUGCAAGAAAUGCGGUGCAAAGCAUAACACACUGCUACAUAGGGAAGAAUCCAGUGCCAAGGCAGACGAGGAUAAAAAGACGUCUCAAGGUACAUCGGAUGCAUCAGCACUCACAGUGACAGUCUACACAGAACAAAAUUCAGAUCAACGCAUUCAGGACAAAACAAAUACGGAGAACAAGCUCAAUAUUCACAUUGCCAAGAGCGAACAAUCGCAUGUCAUAUUAUCUACGGCUCAAGUGUUAAUAGAAGACAUAAAUGGAGAAAGGCAUCUCUGCAGAGCACUAUUGGAUCCGGGAGCACAGACAAAUGUAAUAACAAGAUCAUUGUUCAAUAAAAUGAGAUUGAAGACAAUCAAAACAAGCCAGAUGAUCAGCGGUAUAAACGGUGAAAGAGUUAAGUAUACGGAAUUGGCGAGAGUCAAAAUAAAAUCAGUACACACCAAAUUUGAAACAGAAAUUGAAUGCGUCAUUAUGCCGACGAUUAUUGAACAAUUACUUCAAGUUAAGUUGGAUAAGAAACUUAUACCGAUAGCUAAAGACAUGCAAUUAACAGACCCAGAGUUUCACGAGCCGAAUAACAUCGAUCUACUCAUCGGAGCUGGCUUAUUUUGGCGCAUCUUCUGUAGAGAAACCAUGCCACAACAAACAGGGGUACCAAGCUUGCAGAAAACAUUGUUUGGUUGGAUCAUCGGAGGAGAGCUGCAGGUAGGAAAAGUUACAAGAACGGAGAAGGUAUGUGGAAUAUUAGCGGAUGUUACCCUGAAGGAGCAGUUAGAACGAUUUUGGAAGGUGGAAGAGAUAUCGGAAAUUUGUCAGCCUACGGAAGAAGAAGUGGAAUGCGAGGAGAAUUUCAAGAAAACAGUAGAAAGAACAUCUUCCGGAAGAUUCAUAGUAAGUUUACCAAGGAAGCAGAACGUUUGCUUAGGGGAGUCGAAAGAGCAGGCAGAAAGAAGAUUGUUAGCAGUAGAGAAGAAAUUCAAGAAUGAUUCAAACUGUAAAGAGGAAUACAUAAAAUUCAUGGCAGAUUAUGAAAGCAAGGAGCAUAUGUCAAGGAUAUUAGCAUCAACGGAGGAGCCGGAGGAGAUAUGUUGGUUGCCUCAUCAGGCAGUGUUUAAGACGGAUGGCUUGACUAUCAAAAUUCGGGUAGUUUUCGACGCAUCAUCCAAGACGUCAAACGGUCAGUCAUUGAAUGAUAAACUUCAAGCCGGACCACACUUGCAGAAUGAGAUGUUUGACAUCCUUUUAAGAUUUAGAACACAUCAGUUUGUAUUUAGUGCAGAUAUUGAAGCCAUGUACAGACAAAUUCUAGUAACAGAAAGAGAUCGACACCUCCAGAGAAUAUUGUGGAGAUCUGAAUCAACGCAACCGAUGCAAGCCUACAGCUUAAACACCGUGACUUAUGGAACAACUGCCGCACCUUUCUUGGCGAUAAGAUGUCUACGCGAAUUAGCACAGCAAGAGGAUGAUUUAUUAGAAGCAGCAAACGUGGUAAGACACGAUUUUUAUAUGGAUGAUGUGUUGUCAGGAGCAGCUACAGAAGAGAAAGCUAUCCAGCUACGCAAAGAAGUAACAGAAGUAUUGAAGAAAGGACAAUUUCGACUAAGAAAGUGGCGAGCGAAUCAUAAGAAAAUUUUGGAAGAUAUCAAAGAAGAGGAUGAAAACGAUAAGUUUUUAAAACUAGACAAGGAAGGAGCACUAAAGAUUCUCGGAUUACUAUGGGAUGCAACAACGGAUACAAUACAGUACUCAGUGAGCAUACCAGGGCCAGCCACUGUAACACGAAGAAGCAUAGUAUCUCAGGUCGCACAAAUUUUUGACCCGCUGGGUCUUCUUGGGCCAAUUUUAAUCAAGGGCAAAUGCAUCAUGCAGCAGACCUGGCAAAUUCCCAUUGGAUGGGAUGAGCCUCUACCAAAAAUAAUACAGGAGCAGUGGCAAGAGUUCUAUGAUGCUUUACAAGAGCUCAAUGAGUUUAAGGUCAUGCGAAACUUAAAUCCAGGUAACCAAUCUCAGGUGUUUGAUAUCAUGGGUUUCGGAGAUGCCUCCGAAAAAGCAUACGGAGCGUGCCUCUAUGCUGUAUCAAAAAAUAAGGAAGGUAAUACACAGUCUUUUUUAAUUUGUUCAAGAAGUAAAAUAGCUCCUUUGAAAACUAUCUCACUACCAAGGUUGGAAUUGAAUGCUGCGCUCAUACUAGCUAAGUUAACUGCUACGGCUAUACGUGCAUUUGGUAACAGAAUUAAAGAAAUUCAUUUAUGGAGCGACUCUAGCAUUGUGUUACAUCAGAUAAACACUAGUCCCAACUUAUUGAAAACUUAUGCAGCAAACCGUGUGACAAAAAUUCAACAGGCCGUGAAGAAAGCAACUUGGCAUCAUGUGCCAUCAUCGGACAAUCCUGCGGAUGUCCUGUCCCGAGGGUCAUCAAUUGAAGAAUGGAAACACAGCAAGCUUUGGUGGCAUGGCCCUUGGUGGAUCGAUAAUCCGAAAGAGUGGCCGCAGCUGCCGCAACAAGAGGAAGAAACGAAGCGGCUGGAGUUGAAGAAGGCGCUAGCAGCUGUGAGUAUUCAAUCACACGAGGAUAUUUUAGGAAGAUUUUCCUCAUACGACAAGUUAUUGCGAGUCAGUGCAUACUGUCUACGUUUUAAGAACAACUGCAAGCAACCAAGAGCUAAAAUAAUCGGACCAUUGACAGUGCAAGAAUUGAAUCAAGCAGAAAUUGUAAUUAUUAGAUUAGCACAGGCAAAAGCCUGA